This is a messenger RNA of Panicum virgatum (switchgrass), 2102 nucleotides long. RefSeq lists its product as uncharacterized. The record is from RefSeq and is a predicted model, not a curated record. Gene Ontology annotation, molecular function: protein binding. NCBI's taxonomy places the organism in Eukaryota, Viridiplantae, Streptophyta, Magnoliopsida, Poales, Poaceae. The transcript is spliced from 7 exons. Bases 322 to 1461 code for a protein of 379 amino acids.
UGCGGUGUAAGAUUAGAGGAAGGUUUGCAAUGCAAGCUUCAGACUGGUUGUUGCCGCGCCGCCCACACCCACCCGCCCCGCCCCGCCCCGCCCGUCGUUCCUCUCUUCCCCUUCUACCUCGCGCCGACACGAGUGGAUCUGCUGCUCGUGGAGCUCCCUGCCGCGCCCUCUUGUGUGGAGCUUCCGCCCUUGGAGUAAGCGCUUCCCUCCGGCCUCCAUCGAGCUUCCCUCCCCUUCGCAUUCGUAGAUCCCGGAGAUCAGGCGGCGGGCAGGAAGACCACACCCGGCGUGUCUCUAGCCGCGGACCACGUGGCGGCGGACAUGUUGCUUCCGGCUCCACUGGCGCCAAAUACAGCGCCCAACAAGCAACCCUCCUCCGUGCUGCCGCCGAGCAAACCCUCGCUAGCGUGCCGCGAUAAGUUGCGCGCGGUGGCGCACAAGUUAGCUGAGCAACCUGUUCAUGGCACCGAGCCCGGGGCCUGGGGAGUCCUCACAGCCAUCUCCGAGAAGGCCCGUCUCCUGCCGCAGGGAACGGAUAUUCCAUUAUGUGCCGAUGAGCACUGCUUUGGCCGCACAGUCCAUGAUCACCGUUUCAGGAUUUCUGAUAUAUUGGUCAGCUCAUGCCAUUGCAAGAUAUAUAUGGACACCGUGUUGAAGGAGUUGAACCCCAAUGGGCCUUCACCCAUUUUUCUCAAGGACACAAGCACAAAUGGCACAUACAUCAAUUGGAAAAGGUUUAGAAAAUCUUCAGCUCCAGCCAAGCUUACUCAGGGGGACAUUAUAUCAUUUCCAUAUGUUGCCCAUGACGAAGCUUCCUACACAUUUGUCUACCGUGAGGUUACUGAAAUCCACUCAGAAGAGAAUGGAACAGCCACUAAAAGAAAAUUUGGUGAUGGAAUGUGCUGCCUUAUGUUUUGUUGUCGCAUUACAACUAUAUGUUACAAGUUCAGUUUUUUUUUACAAAUAUUUGUAUCUGACUCUACAGGUGAGGUUGGUUCUGAAAACAAGAUGCUAGAGGACACUAUGGUUGGUUCUGCUGAUGGUCCUGUUUCGCUAGAUGUUAGAAGACCGCAAAAAACUAGAAAGGGUCCCAAGGAACAACUUGCAUCACAUUUUGCCAUGAUCAAGGAAUUGAGGACUGAAAUAAAAUUGGCUCAUGUGCGGCAUGAAAAGGAAGUGAAGGAGUUAAAAGAUACCAUAGCGAGUUCACAGCUAGCUCUAGUGGGGAAUCAAAAACGAUUUGAUUUGGUUAGUGAAUUAAAUAUGGAGUUAAAAGGUACGAUAAAGUAUCUUGGGGAGAGGCUCGAUGCAUCUGAUAAAUCGCAAGCUGAAGCUGGCAACACAAUUAAUAGGCUGAAGUUUAACAUAUGUAAGCUUGAGGCGCAGUUACAAGAGGAGAGGAACUUGAGAAUGGAGUAUGAUAAGUCUUCAGAAGACUUAAAAUGUUCAUGCCAGGAAUAGAAAGAAGUUAUUAGCAAGCUUCAGGUUUUACUUUUCUCUAAUGAUUCUAUUCCGUUUUUUAUGCUUUGUUGAUGAUUUCUGAGAUUCUUUGCUGUUAUGUUCAGUUUAUAUUGAUUUUUCCCCCCUAGCGCAGGAUAAAACUACCUGCACAUAUUACGCUUUUGAACUGCUUUACAGAGAGGAGCUGAAAAAGCUAGAGAAAAAAAAGAAACAAAUAGAUUAGUUUGAUUCUUCAUCGGCAUUGGAGGGCAAUUCCAGCAAGGUGGAGACUGAGAUAGGUGAUCUGAAUGCAAAUACCAGCAUCCUAAAAGCUGAGAUAGCUGAACUGAAGGCCAUUGCCAGCAAUCUAAAACUCAGAUAGGUGCUUUGAAGACAAAUACCUGCAUGCUGAUGAGCUUUGAGUAGCUUCUGAAAGUGAUGCACCUUGUGACUUUGGUGCUUUGUCUCUAUGUCGUCUUGUUUUUCAAGCAUUAAGGUUUUUCGGUUCUGAGCUUAUGAUGGCCGUAUUAGACAUGGAUGAUGGUGUGGCAUGGCCUUGGUAUCGCUUGGUGUUCCCAUGCGAUGGCUACUUGUGUAUCAGUCCAAUUGGUGGUGACUACGCAAUGUGUCUAUCCGUCUCAGCUUCUACCAGGCGUUGGCAA